Messenger RNA from Penicillium soppii, 1791 nucleotides. RefSeq names its product Aconitase/3-isopropylmalate dehydratase large subunit alpha/beta/alpha subdomain 1/3. The record is from RefSeq and is a predicted model, not a curated record. The transcript has a single exon. Bases 1 to 1791 code for a protein of 596 amino acids. NCBI's taxonomy places the organism in Eukaryota, Fungi, Ascomycota, Eurotiomycetes, Eurotiales, Aspergillaceae.
AUGGAGGGGCAACAGCAUGCCCUCUCUGGGCGUGAACUUUCCUCUCCCGGCUUCGCUGAAGGAGAAGUCCUCGCAAGUACGAUCGCUCUAAGUUUCUGGGGAGGAGUGAGUCCUCCAACCGGAAUUGUUAUCGACACUCACCACCCUCUGGCAGGGAGCUCUAUAAAAGACAAAGUGCUAGUGAUACCAGGUGGCCGUGGAUCGUGUUCCGGGAGCGCUGUAAUUCUGGAAUUAUUCAUGAGCGGGAGUAAUCCUUGCGCACUCAUAUUCAAGCGAGAAGAGUUGAUCUUGACACUUGGUGUGAUCGUGGCCCAAGAGUUGUUCCAGAAGACCAUUCCUGUCCUCCAGGUCUCCGAGUCAUCGUUCGAGACGAUUUCGCACCUCAAAAAGAUACAAAUUGUGGGAAGUAGCAUCAAACCGGUAGAUGAGUCGACAAUCGACUCCAAUCUAGUCCCGGGGCAACCAAGUCUGCCGAAUGAGCCCGACUUUUCCCUAGUCAGCUUGACCGCGGUUGACCGCGAGAUGUUGAAUGGAGAGCAUGGAAGAGCAGCCCGAUUCGCGAUGCGGGUCAUUCUCCGCACAGCCUUUAUGCAGGGCGUGACCGAGCUAAUCGACAUAAAACAAGCACACAUCGACUGCUGCAUUUAUACAGGGCCAGCGGUACUGAAAUUCGCACAAACGCUCCGCGAAUGGGGCGCCAAAGUUCGCGUCCCAACCACCCUGAAUUCAAUCUCGAUCGACAGACGAUUAUGGAGGGCACAGGGCGUUGACCCGGCAAUUGCAGAGCCAUCAGAGCAGCUAGCCCAGGCGUAUUUAGACAUAGGCGCGAAAGCAAGUUUCACAUGUGCGCCGUAUCAAUUGGAGAGCGCGCCGCGUCUGGGAGAUAAUAUCAUGUGGGCCGAGUCGAACGCUGUAGUUUAUGCCAACAGCGUUCUUGGGGCCCGGACGAUUAAAUGUCCCGACUUUCUGGAUGUCUGUGUUGCUUUGACGGGCCGGUCGUUGAACAUGGGGUGCCACCUUGCACAACAUCGGAUGGCUCGUGUUCAGAUUCACUGUGAUGCCAUACAAGGCUCGGAUGAUGCGUUCUAUCCUCUUUUGGGAUACCUUGUGGGUGAUAUUGCCGCAGAUCGGAUCCCGAUCAUCACGGGAUUGGAGAAAACCCUGGCUACCACUUCGGAUCUCAAAGCUUUUGGAGCAGCAUUCGCAACGACGUCCAGUGCCCCAAUGUUUCAUAUUGCGGGUAUUACCGUUGAAGCUCGCAAUGAAGUCGAGAUAAACGCGCAUUUGCAAGAUAUUCCCAAGUUUUAUGUCAGAAGAUCGGAUUUAACCCGACAAUGGCACUUGUUCAAUGUCAGUGGAAGCGAAGAGUACACACCAAUUGAUCUGGUUUCGCUUGGUAAUCCUCACUUCUCAUACGAGGAGAUUGAGAGGCUUGCAGAUCUCACUAAAACCCGCAUAAAGACUCCCUCGGUAGCACUAAUUGUGACAUGCAAUCGUGAGAUAUACGCUCGAGCCUGCAAAGCUGGAUUUGUCGCCGCCGUGGAGGAAUUCGGAGGACAAAUAAUCACGGAUAGUUGCUGGUGCAUGAUUCAAGAGCCUAUAAUUCCCAAAGCGUCACGAACGAUCAUGACCAACUCGGCUAAGUAUUCUCACUAUGGGAAAGGGCUGACUGGUCGACAAAUACGGUUUGGGGGGCUAGUUCAAUGUGUCGAGGCUGCUUGUUCGGGGCGUGUGUGGAAUGUUGUGCCUUCGUGGCUUGAAGAGGGGGGAUAUAAGCAUGGAGAGAAUUGA